AUGUCGUACAACCACGAAUCAUUCAAAGAGCACACAAAUUUCCAGUCGGUGCAUUCAUUUCUUAACCUGUUUCAGUCAAAGGACUUUAAUGAUAGUAUUAUACAGUUGGAAGUUCCAAGCAUAGACUCUUCACGAGAGGUGUCAGCAUCACCUUCAAAUACCAAGAAUUCAACAAGGCCCCAUUUUGAUUCAAAGCAAUACUACCAUCCCCUCGAACAACUACCACAAGCACAAGCACAACUACAACAACAGUUUCCAGAUCAAUUUCAAUUUUCGAAUUUAAACAAAGACUUCAGCGAAAAGAAUGACACAGUUCGUGCCAAUAAGAAGAAGUUGAGGACUGCUGGCAAUAUUCUAGCCCCUGAUCAGAUCUCCCGAACACCUUCAACUUCACCACCUUUGAUGUCGCCGAUAUUUACCAACGACUUGCUUUCAUCAUCUCCGGAAAUGGAUUUACUUGAGUUUGAAGAGGAUGACGACGAUGAUGAUGAAGAUGAUGAUGAAGAGGAAGCAAUAUUUGGUGACAGUUAUAAUGAAAACAGCAAUAGAGUUAAACGCUGGAAUCAGGAUGAUAUUUUUCAACUGCACGAUAGUGCCAAUGCGAACUCCAACCCACCUGUUCCUGGUUUGUUUCCAAGAAUGAAUUUGAAUGCUCAUGACAAUUUUAUGGAUACCAAAGAACUUCCUUUGGAUCCAGUAGUCCAUAAAAGACAGUAA
This is a messenger RNA of Candida dubliniensis CD36, 717 nucleotides long. RefSeq lists its product as uncharacterized. The coding region runs from base 1 to 717 and encodes 238 amino acids. The record is from RefSeq and is a predicted model, not a curated record. NCBI's taxonomy places the organism in Eukaryota, Fungi, Ascomycota, Pichiomycetes, Serinales, Debaryomycetaceae. The transcript has a single exon.